AUGUCUCGCGCCGCUAAAGCCAUAGGGCCGUCGAGCUCGUUCCGUGACGUGACAUUGCUCGAGACGCCUCUCCUUAAGGACCACCCUAACAGCGGCUCGCAGACUGCACCGCGGCGCCAGAACUCAGUGGGCCCCACCGUCCGCAUUCUCCGCUUCGGGUUCGGCCAGAGCCGGGAGCAGUCAUGGCUUUCACAGCUCAACCCCUUCGCGUCCCUCCGCUUUUCCGCGUCGCUCGCCGGCACGUGGCGGCUGGUGCGCGACGCUGUGCCGUGCCUGGAUUGGCUGCUGUCGUACGACGUGCGGCGCGACCUGAAAGGCGACAUGGUGGCGGGGCUGUCGGUGGGGUUCAUGAUCAUCCCGCAAGGCAUGGCGUACGCGCGCGUCGCGGGCCUGCCGUCCAUAUACGGUCUCUACACCGGCUUCGUGCCGUGCCUUGUCUAUAGCAUAUUCGGCAGCUCGCGGCAGCUGGCGCUGGGUCCCACGUCGCUCGUGUCGCUGCUGGUGAACGAAGCCAUCAAGCAGAUGGCGGACCCGGACUCGCACGACCCCGCGGAGCAGCGCCUCUACCUGGGCCUCACGCUGCUUCUCUCGCUCAUGCUCGGCGCGCUGCAGCUGCUGGCUGGCCUCCUCCGCCUGGGCUGGGUCGUGCGCUUCCUCUCACACGCGGUGGUCUCCGGCUUCAGCAGCGGCGCGGCCAUAAUGCUGGGGCUCAUGCAGAUGCGCUACUUCUUAGGUUACACCACGCGCCACGAGACCAUGCACAUGAUACUCUACGACAUCUUCGUCAAUCUCAAGACCACGCACGUGCCCUCGCUUGUCAUGGGGGUGCUGGCGCUCGCCUUCCUGCUCAUCAUGAAGCACCUGGGCAAGCGGCACAAGCGGCUGCGCAUUCUCCGCACGAUGGGUCCCAUCCUGGCAGCAGCCAUGGGCACGGCGACCAUAUACCUGCUGCGCAACCCCUGGCACAUCCGCGUCACGGGCCUCGUGCCCUCGGGGCUCCCCGCAGCCUUCUCCGCGUUCCCCUGGGCGCGCUGGCGCGACCUCGUGUCGCCCGCGCUGGUGAUCGCGAGUGCGGCGUAUCUGGAGACCAUUGCGAUUGCCAAGACGCUGGCUGCUAAGAAUGGCUACUCCGUUGACGCCAACCAGGAGCUCGUUGCUCUAGGCCUGGCGAACACAGUGGGCUCGUGCUUCCAGGCGUUCCCCACGGGCGGCAGCUUCUCGCGGUCGGCAGUGAGUGACGACUGUGGCGCCGCCACCGGCAUGGCGGGCGUGGUGUCCGUGCUGCUCGUGCUGCUCACCCUCAUGUUCCUCACGCCCCUCUUCCAGUUCCUGCCCCUGCCUGUGCUCGGAGCCAUCCUGGUGUCAUCGGUGUGUGGGCUGGUGGACUACGAGGAGGCGGCGUUUCUCCUGCGAGUGGAUCCCAAGGACUUUGUCGUGUGGAUGCUCGCCUUCUGCGGCACGCUCUUCUUCGGCAUCCAGGUGCGCUCACCUCCUGCCUUCAGGUUCGGAUCUGCUGCGUUCCUCUGUGUCAAUCACACGGGCGUCUACAGUCCCUAUCCCACCCAUCAGACGAGAAUGCAGCUGGAGGGAGUCAUUUCCCUGCCUUCCAUUACAUGGUUGACGGUGGCGGUGGUGAUAUCACUCGGCUUUGAGAUGAACGAGUCGGCCAUCGGGCAUUGUGAGGAGCGUUGCUCUUAUCAACCCCCACUCUCGCCCUUCCUCCCUCCACUUUGUUUUCCCCCCAACCCCUUUGCCAAACAGACGGGGGUGAUGGUGGUGGUGAUAUCCUUGGGCUUCAUGAUCAACGAGUCGCCCAACGCGCAGUGGGUGAUGGUGGCGGUGGUGAUAUCCCUCGGCUUCGUCAUAAAUGAGUCGGCAAACGCGCAGUGUGAGGAGCUGGGGCGGCUGCCUGGCACCACAGUGUACCGCACAGUGCAGCAGUACCCUGAUGCCAAGGUCACCCCUGGGAUUGCCGUCAUCAAAUGCCACUCCCACCUGUACUUUGCGAAUGUGAGCAACCUGCGGGACGUGCUAAGGCGCUACGAGGGGCUCACCAGCAGAACGCCCCUUCCCGCCCCCACCCCCGCCACCACCCCCACACGCUCCUCCCCCACUGCCACCGCCGUCGCCACACCUGCCGCCAGCACCCGCAACAGCACCCCCAGCUCUGCCCGAUCCUCCACCAGUCCUAGCAGCCUGGCUCGGCGAGCCAGCGACGGGAGCUUAGACGGCCGCACCAGCAGCUUCAGGAGCGGUGGGAGCAGCAGGGGUGGGGGAGGGGGGAGCGGGAGCAGUGGGGGAAGCGGAGAUUGUGACGUGGAGGAGGGAGCGGGGGCAGGCGAGGCACUGGUGUCACUUGUAGAAUCGUCGGCAAGGGAACAGCAGGGGGGGAGAGGAGCUGCGGCAAAAGGAAGAGCAUUGGGUGCGACGAACGUGCCUAUAGAGUACGUGAUUAUAGACAUGACGUCAGUACAUGCAGUGGACUCAGCAGCGUGCCAUGCGUUGAGAGAGAUCUGCCUGGAGUACCAGGCGAGGGGGGUGCGCCUGGCCCUUGCCAACCCCAGUGAUGCAGUCAUGCAGAGACUCACACGGGCGGGGAUCCCAGACCUGAUUGGGCGGCAGUGGUUCUUUGUGCGGAUCUUUGAUGCCGUGCAGCUCUGCAAGGCUGACAUGGCGUGUCGCCACGCUGCGGCCUCUGGUGCGCUGCCACCUGGCGGGUUCAUGGUUGCUGACGUGGAGCAGCAGAGGGUGGGGCAGCAGCGGCAGCAUCAGCAGCAGCAGCAGCAGCAGCAAGAGCAGCGGAGGGUCAUGGUGCGGCCGCGUUCGUUUUCAGAGGACGUCAGGGUUGCUGCUCGGCCUGCACAGGCAGAUGGGCGGGUGGACAGAGGUGUGCGCGCUGGCGGAAGGGACAGACAGGUGGUUGGGUCAGCAGCAGUGAGGGCGAGGGGGUCAGAGGGCAGUGGCAGGGAGGGGAGCAUGGCAGGGUGGCCGGAGGAGGAUGAGUUUCCUGGCAGCCCCGACUACGGCAUUGUCAUGCCUGCUGGGGGCAUUGCUGCUGCCGCUGCCUCCAGUGCAGCUGCUGGGCUGGCAGAGGCAGGGGCAGGUGAUGGGGAAGGGGAAGGCCCGUCAGGCGUGGGUGCGGCAUCACCUGAGUUUCCACCUCUGGAUGGGUUUGACGUGCAGGCGUUUUCAGCGCCUGAGGUGAUGCAGUCAGAGUAUGUGCUGGCGGAUGCGGAGGAGGAAGAGUCGGAGUGGGUGAGAAUACGACGGGAUAGGAAGAGGAGGCAGAGACGUGCAACGGCUAGGCCGGAUGUUGACCGGGAGAGCACAGGGCAAGAAGAGGCUGAUGAAGAUGGCCGUCCUACUUGCCCUGUGUGCCAUGGCUUUCUGCCUUUGGCUGAUGUAGCCUGGCCUCAUCAAGCGCGUCCCGAAUCCGAGCCGCUCCCCUCCGGCGCGCAAAUGAUCGGGGUCGAGGCGCCCCGACAUCAGAUGAUCGGCAAGCGCCGAAUGCGGGGGAACAGCGCGCCUCGCGUGGUGAUUCUGCCGCCCAUGAAGCAAAUCAAGAUUGAACCGGCGCGCAUCGUCAGCGUUGACGUGCCUGGCGGGAAGGCUCUUGUGGGGGAGGUGAUAUCCGGGCCGGAUGCUGCCGCCAUUGACGUGUCAGUUCCUGGUUGGUCCGCCGCCGUGCCCCAGUCGCCGUUCAGCCCGUUCCCUCCGCCACCGCACGAAGCACCGCUCCCCGCGCCCACCGCAUCCUCCGCCCCUGUUCCGCCGUGCGCCCCCCCUGCGCCUGUUUCCGCCGCCGCCUCCCCCCACCGCUGCCCUCCGCCGAGCUUUCAGGAGCUCGCGGCGCGCACCCCCCGUUACAAGGGCGUCCGGCAGCGCAAGUGGGGGCGGUGGGUGUCGGAGAUCCGCGAACCACGGCGCCGAUCACGCAUCUGGCUUGGUUCAUACUCGAGCGCGGAAGAGGCGGCGCGCGUGUACGACAUGGCGGCGCGGAUGCUGCGAGGCGACGCGGCGGGGAGUCUCAACUUCCCCGACAGCCACCAGGACGUGCCGCUGCCGCCCGCCAUCGCCGAGUCGCUCGUCCGCGUGUGUCAGGAGGUUGCGGAGGACGCGGCUCGCGUUGAAGGAGGCGGAGGAAUGGGAGGGAACGCAGAGCAAAGGUCCCUCCGUGCGGAAGCUCUAUCGUCCGAUUCGUCGCCAGAGGAGGAGUCGGACAGUAAUCCGACGGCCGUGCAGGCAGCAAGCAGCUGCGGCGCGGGUAGCGUGUUUUGCGCGCGCUCCGUCCCCACCGCCGAGAUCUCCAGCCACGUGUCGCCGCACUCUCUCGCCUCCGCCACCCGUCCCGCCCCCUCCGCCGUGUUUCGCGUUUCCGCUGCGAAUGUGUCCCCAACAAGCUUUCCCCCGCCCAGCGCACGGCCGUUCUCCGCUCCUCGCUUUCCCCCCAUGGUGGAAAUCCCGCCGCAAAAGGCGCCUCCAGACGUGAUCGUGCUCCCCGACUCGCCAGCAGCAGAGACGGCGGAGGUUGAGGAUCGAGCUGAUGGCGACGCUGCAACGCGCGGAUCGCGCAUGACCCCCGCGGCCUGCACCGCUCGCCCGCACAGCGUACACGUGAGCAGCAGCGGUGGCUCCACGGAUGACCCCCCCGCCGCUCCUCCUGCGCCCCGCCCUUCACCUCUUCCCUCCACUUCCGCGGCCAACCCUACCGCCACUACCGUCACACCUGGCCCUCACACUGCUGCUGCUGCGCCUACACCGGGUGUGCUUGCUGCUGCAGCGAGUGUGGCCGCAGCAGUGGGUGUGCCUGCGAGCGCGUCCCCUAGUGCGCGUGCCCCCACGGCCGCAGUGCACGCGCUGGCGCAGCUGCUCUCCUCCCUCGCUGCCCUCGGCUCCGCGCUCUCCCUGCCGCCGCCUGCCCUCGCGCCAAACAACAGCAGCACUGCCCAUGUGCUUGGGCACGACGGUCAGGCGCCAGGCAGCAGCAUCCAUGCAGGAGGGGACAAUGUUCAGGUGCCAGGAAGCAGCGUUCAGGGCCCCGAAAACAACAGCAGCCUUCUGGGCGCAGCAGCAGCGCGGGAGCAGCUGAUGCGCAUCCUGCAGUCACCCCUGUUACAGUCACACCGCACGCUUGCUGCUGGCGGGCAGGGGGGGCAUGAGGGACAUGCGGAGCAGCAGCGGCAACAGCAGCAACAGAUGCAUGAACCGCCAUUCCAGUUCCUGCCUCCCAGUGCUGCUGCCAGCAACAUAGCUGCGAGUGACGUGGUUGUUGGGAACACGCAGGUGCCUCCGCCUGCUUCCGCACGGCCCACAUCUCCCCCACCACCACUCCAGGGCUCCGUUCCUGCUGGCCUGCUCCGCACGUCCCAUCCUUCUCCCCCUCCCCACAACAUGCCUGCUGCUGCUUCCCUGCUGUCAGCCUCACCUCCCCCUCCCCAGCCUCCCUUGGUUGUACCCCCUGCGUCCCCCCAGCCCCCCUGCUCUCCGCCCCCUGCGCCCCCCCAGCCCCCCUGCACUGCGCCCCCGGCGUCCCCCAGCCCAUACAGCAGCGCCUUCGACUUCGAGCCGCUGCUGCUGCUGGCAGGCGACGAGGGGGAGGGGGGGGAGGGGCAGAGAGGGGAGGCUGCAGCUGGGGAAGGCGUAACUGCACUGGAGUACGGGCAGGGAGAGGGGGGAGAGGAAGGGGAGGAGAGGAGUGUGCAUGCGGCCAUGGCUGCUGCGGCAGCGGCUGCAGUGGAGGCGAGUGAGCAUCACGGGCAGGGAGGGGGCAUGGACCGGGCAGUGUCAGCCACAGCAGAGCAGUUCCACAUGUGGCAGCAGCAGCUGUGGGAGCUGUAG
Closterium sp. Naga37s-1 is the source of this 5838-nucleotide messenger RNA. NCBI's taxonomy places the organism in Eukaryota, Viridiplantae, Streptophyta, Zygnematophyceae, Desmidiales, Closteriaceae. The record is from the annotation of a GenBank genome assembly.